This is a messenger RNA of Penicillium antarcticum, 1407 nucleotides long. Its product is annotated as high-affinity nicotinic acid transporter. Gene Ontology annotation, biological process: transmembrane transport. The record is from RefSeq and is a predicted model, not a curated record. The coding region runs from base 1 to 1407 and encodes 468 amino acids. Gene Ontology annotation, molecular function: transmembrane transporter activity. The transcript is spliced from 5 exons. Gene Ontology annotation, cellular component: membrane. Lineage: Eukaryota; Fungi; Ascomycota; Eurotiomycetes; Eurotiales; Aspergillaceae.
AUGGAGAUUGUAUCCGUCAAAAACCAAAGGAAUUCCCAAGUCUCUAGGCCCGAUAGGAGUGAGGGAGCAAGCGAAAUUUACAUAGACCCAGCGAAGGAAAGCCAAAUGAUGAGAAAAUUUGACUUUUACGCAGUUGGAAUGCUAGGGUUGUUCUACAUGAUGGCAAAUUUGGACAGAAGCAAUAUCGGCAAUGCUCAAACAGCCGGAAUGCCGGAGGACCUGGGACUAGUGGGAAAUCAGUUCGGAACAGCUACAACCUUGCUAUAUGCAACCUACGUCCCAUUUGAAGGUCCAAUAGCAGUUCUUUUGAAGAUCGUCGGACCUAAGCCUCUGCUUUCUACAUGCGCGUUCUGUUGGGGAGUUACAACUUUAGGAAUGGCGGGUCCGAUACCAUGCAUCAAUGUCUAUAUCGCCCUGGUAUACAAGAAAUGUGAGCGCGGGGAGCAAUCAGCUAUUAUCUUUGCAUUUAGCGCGUUUUCAAGCGCUUUUGGUGGACUGCUUGCGUAUGGUUUGACGCAAGUCCACGGGCCCAACGGGUGGCAGGGAUGGCGUUGGCUUUUCGCCGUCGAGGGAGCUAUGACCUUAGUUCUUGUUCCACUUUUUUUGUUUCUCUUUCCCAACAAACCCGCCGUAGCGUGGUUCCUGAGUGCCGAAGAGAAAUUUAUGAUGCAGGCGCGGUAUGACAACGAUCCGCAUUGGGGUCAAAAUGAAGAAUUCACCUGGGCCGAGUCACUCAGUGCGUUCACCGAUCCAAAGUGGUGGGCAUUCUGGAUCUACCAGUUCAGCUCCGAUAUCAGCCUCUAUGGCUUCACGAACUUUCUUUCAAAGAUUGUGUCCGGACUGGGUUACGCCGGAGUAAAGGCAAACCUGAUGACAAUUCCCAUUUACAUGGCUGGUCUCGUUUUUUUCCUCAGCAUUGCGUAUUUCUCGGAUCGGGUAGGGCUGAGAGCUCCGUUCUUGGGUGUCUCUAUCCUAUGUCUUAUCAUUGGAUAUUCAAUUCUCAUCUCAGUAGAGAGCUUACGGGUCAGAUUCUUUGCAUGCUUUGUCAUUGCGCUCGGCAUUUAUCCUACAACUGGAUUAUCACUCAUGUGGCUGCAAGACAACACAGCCCGUCAUUUCAAGAGAGCCACGAUGGUAGGAAUGACUCUUUGUUUCGGAAAUACCGCCGGCGUUGCCGUUGGCCAAAUCUUUACAACCCAAUCCGCACCCCGAUAUGUGAAGGGGCUGUCCAUUGGCCUUGGUUUUGCCGUUGUUGCUUUAUUCAUGGUGGCAACUCUAACUAUUGGAAUGACGAUUGUGAAUAGGAAGAGGGCGGCAAGGAUUCGGAAUGCAGAAGAAUCAGGGGAAGUAUUGGAGAAGAGGCCAGAGAAAGGGGAUUACGAUGUAUACUUUCGCUAUUCGCUGUAG